This is a messenger RNA of Punctularia strigosozonata HHB-11173 SS5, 5172 nucleotides long. RefSeq lists its product as uncharacterized. The coding region runs from base 1 to 5172 and encodes 1723 amino acids. The transcript has 6 exons. Gene Ontology annotation, biological process: microtubule cytoskeleton organization; dynein-driven meiotic oscillatory nuclear movement; maintenance of protein location in cell cortex. Gene Ontology annotation, molecular function: phospholipid binding; tubulin binding. The record is from RefSeq and is a predicted model, not a curated record. Gene Ontology annotation, cellular component: cell cortex; mitochondrion. Lineage: Eukaryota; Fungi; Basidiomycota; Agaricomycetes; Corticiales; Punctulariaceae.
AUGCCCCACUCACCCCCAUCCGAUGACCAACCGCUGCGCGCGCAGCUGGCCGCGCUGCUCGAAGCGAAGGAAAAGCAGCUGCACUAUGCAGGCACGCUCGGGCAACGCGUGCUCGAGCAGCAGAUGGAGCUCGAAGCGCGCGUAUCGGAACUGCGCGAGCUCGUCGACUCCUCCUCCAACGGCGGCCGGGAUUUGGGCGCGAGCUCGAGCGAGGACGACACCCCCGCGCGAUUGGGUAGCAGUCGGAACGGCAAGGCGAAGGCGAAGAAGGAGGGAGGAGGAGGGGAGAUGGACAGCGAGGCGCGCGAGCGCUGGCGGGAGCUCCGCGCCACGGUCGAGCAGUGGGACCGGGAGAACGCGCAGUUGAGCGAGGAACUCGCCGCGACCGGUUUGCAGCACCAUUCACCGCCCACGAACGGAGUCUCCACUCAGAGCACGCAAGACCAGCUCGCGCACCUCGCCCAACUCGCGAGCUCCAUCUCGUCCGACGCACCGCCCGGGUCCGGCCUGCCCUCGUCGUCGACGCGCGACUCUGUCUUCACGCUCGCCGACCUAUCCCGUGGCUCGGCGGACCUGUCUGCACUCGGCGACCUCUCGCGCGAGGAGCCCGCCUCGGGCGUGGGCGCCAAGACGGCGAGCGCCGCGAGCCAGAACCGGCGCGCGAAGAACGCGGCGCAUCGCCAGAACGAUGUCGAAUUUGCGUUCGAGAUCGGCUCGGGCUUACUGACAGAGGUUCGCCGGCUGCAGUCGCUCCUCGGCGAGCGCGAUAAGGCGAUCCAAGACAUGAAGGAGGAGAAGGAUGACCUCGAACGCGCCGCUGAGGCACUCCGCAAGGCUUUACGAAGCGUCGAAGCGUCUGCCGACAAGUACAAGGAGGAGAACUGGAACCUCGAGGUCGCGCUUCAGGAGCUCCGCAACGCACAUUCGACAAGCCAGGCAUCGCUCCUCAAGCUGGAGUCGGAUCACAAGCGGCUCACGAAGCAGCACGAGAAGGUGCUCCAGGUCAGCGACGGGCACAAAAACGAGAGCGAGCGUCUCCAGGCCGCGUACGACGAGCUCAAGGCGAAGCACGAGACGGACGUUGCCCAGGCCCGGAAGCACGCCGCGGGGCUCAUGCGCGACAAGCAGGAGAUGCAGAUGAAGGUCGACGAGCUCCAGGGCGAGCUCGCGCGCCAGGCGCGCCGUCUCCUCCCCGGCGGCCGCUUCGGAUCCCCGCUCACCCCGGACGCGCGCACCCCCGCGGACGUGCCUGCCACCCCCGCCGACGACGUGUUCGCUUCCGGCGCCGUGGGAGGCGGGAUGUCGACCAACCGCCGGCGCGGCGGCGCGGACGCCUCCGCCGUCUUUGGCGAAUUCGGCGAGUUCUUGGGUCCGGGCGACGAGGACGAGGAGGAGGAAGACGAGAGCCCGUCGAAGCGCCGGUUCUUGGCGCCGAAUCACCCGGCGAACGAGCUCGAGGCGGCGCGGCAGCGCCUCGCGCACGCGCAGCGACAGAUCGGCGCGUUGAAGGGCAGCUUGAGGAGGGAGAAGGAGGCGCGGAUCGAGAUGACGCGGAAGAUGAAGGAGGCGGGCAAGGAAGAUGGGAUCGUCGUCGUGCCGGGCGACGCCGAGUGGGAAGAGGAGGAGGCGACGGAGGGCGGUCUAGGAGAAAGAAAGUCGACGCCGUUCAAGGCCGCGCGCGGACGGGGACGUGGACGCGGGGUCACCGUCAGGGGACGCGGACGCGGCAGAGGUAUCUUGACGCUGCAGCAGCGCCUUGGGCUUGCGGCGCAGAGCUCGCCCGGCAGCGAGUGGGCGGAGGACGACGUGCUCGACGGCUCGCCUGUCCCCCCCGUGCCCGCCCUACCGCGCGAGUUCGCCGACAUGGAAGACGAGGAUGAAGAAGCGUUCGGCGGCGUGGAGGACUCGCCCCUGAGCAAGCGCGACAACCGGACGAGCGUGGACGGCAUGGAUCCCGCGUUCGCGAAUGUGCUCCGCCGCUCGGCCUCGGCCUCGUCGCUCCCGCAGAAUCCGUCGCCACUCCGACAACAGACCCUCACAUCGUCCGUGCGCGGCCGCGGUGGAGGCACCGUCGGUCGCAGGCGCGGCGGCGCAGCGUUCCAAGAGGCGCGCCCGCCGAGCUUGGUAGGCGCACCGGAGGCGCUUGCGAUGGAGCUCGGUAUUGGCAUGGCGUCGCUCGAGGAGGAUCCGAAACCGGAGAAGGAGUACGUCGACUUCGGCGCGCAGACGGAGGCGCCAGAGGAGGAUACGGUCGUUCUCGACAAGCAACAAGUUCCCGCGCCUGUGGCAGAGGAGAAGGUGGAGGCACCGGUGGUGCCGGUAGUGGAAAGGGCCGAGUUUGGCGUGCAGGUUGAUCCGGAACCGGUGCCCGCCCCGGUGCUGGUGCCAACUGUGGUGAGCCGCGAGUCGUCAAGCCAAACAGAGGUGCCGCCCGCGGUCGCCAAGGGCGAAAUGGGCAUCCAACACGAUCAGCCUGCCCCUGCCCCUCCAUCCGUACUGCUGAGCGUGCCAAGUGUAGCCACGGUCGACAGCGAAACGCAAACGCCCGUAGUGCCUGGCGCGUUCAAGAACUUGGCGAACGCGGAAACUCAAACGCCCAUCGCCGCAAAGGACGAGCAGGCUGAAACGGACGAGUACGAGCGUUCGCGUCGAACGACCAUCACCCGCGCCGACCUGCCCAAGCUUGCACUCUUCGACCGGAGCGGCGAUACUACCAUCACUCGCCCUCAGAGCCAGCGCAUCGUGGAGCAAGCAACCGCUGAAUCCGAAUACGGUGACGAUGGCACUGCGACCGAGACAGGGCCACUGUCUGACACCGAGCCGGAGACAGAGACAGAGAACGAGCAGGAGGUAUGGACGGACGCGCGGCAGAGCGUGCUUCUCACCUCCGCCACUCAAAGCGAAUCCGGCGCGGACGACUUCCAGAGUAUCAUGACCGUCACCGACAACGACUAUUCGGACGACGAAGAACGUUACUCGUUCCGGGGUCCCCCAUCGGCGCACGGUGCAUCGCGCUCCAGCCUGCCGCUUUCGACGAGGCAAGGCAGGGACUCGGAGCGUGGCCCCGCCAGCGCCGGCCCAAGCGCGCCUCCGAGCUCGUUCCAGUUCAGGGCACCGCGAAAGACGAGUAGGGCACCUUCGGUCGCAAGUUCGUACGAGAGCAAGGGUGUGUCCGCACAGGUAGAGGAGGAGCCGAAGGUCAUCAUCAAAGAGGUGCCGGUUGAGGUUCCCGUCGAGGUACCUGUGGAGGUCAAGGUCCUCGUCCCUGCGCCCAAGCCCGAGGUCAAGGAAAUGUGCAUCCAGACCGACGAAUGGGUACCGCCCGCUCCUGCUGCUGUACCUGUCCCAUCAAGCCCAGGGUUCCACAGGAUCGGUUCGACCAGCCAGCAAUUCCAGUUCAUCUCCCCGCCCCCACCGUCGUCUGCCCCGCCGUCCAGCAUGGUCACGCCGAUCCCCGCAAUCGUUGGCGGUCCGCACACGCGCGAGGCGAGUGCGCCCGUGGCAGCUGCUGCCGGCACCUUCCUUCACCGGUCGCGUACUAGUGUCUCGGAACGUUCCGAGAGGCGUCAGUCGAUUGACUCCACUAUUUCCUCCAUCCUUGACGUUGACGCCAACGGCGUUGCUCGUUCCCGCACGAGCUCGGGCACACCUCUAAUAGACAAGUCCCGCCCACCCAUGAUGGUCCUGCCGCCUCCGCCAAGGGCGCCGCCUCCGCCGACCAGCAUGCCCCCACCGUCCUUCAUCCCGGAACGGAGAAUACUCGCGUCGAGUACGUCGUCGAACGAGGCUCCGCCACCCAGACCUUUGUCCCCACCUCCUCCGGAGCUCAUCAAGCGUGCAACGACGCCCAGUCUCGGUGUUCCCGGACGAGGCUACUCGCUUCGGUCACCGGGCUCAAGCCUACCCCCUUCGCAGAUUCGCCAACCGCCUUCUACCAGCAGCUUCCGCUCCGCUGCCAACGCCGCCUCGCACGCGCAUUACGCCAACGCGGGGCCCUCCAUGCUUACCGCGUUUGGCAGGCGCGAGAUGUCCACCACCUCAUUGGGUACCGACUACGCCUCGCCGCGUUCUUCGAUAUCGUCAGACCACAGAAUGCACGGCCUACCGCCUACCCCGGGUACGCCUAGCAAAUCCGGAAACAUGUCGGGUGCCGUCGGUUCAACCGAUCCGGCCGUUAUCCACGCCAUCACGCAGACUAUGAUCGGCGAGUUCCUGUACAAGUACACUCGACGCACCAUCGGCAAAGGGUACGGCGAGAACAGACACAGGCGCUUCUUCUGGGUACACCCAUACACGAGGACGUUAUAUUGGGGUUCCGCGGAUCCCGGUUCUGCGGGCGUCUCAGAAUCCACUGCGAAGAGCGCGUACAUCGAGGGUGUGAGAUCCGUUCUCGAUCCUAACCCCAUGCCGCCCGGUCUUUAUCAAUAUAGUGUCGUGGUGUCUACACCUCAACGCGAGAUGAAAAUCACGGCUCCUACCAAGGAGAGGCACGAUAUCUGGUAUAACGCCUUGAAAUAUCUGCUCACGCGACCUGCGACCUCCAUGGUAGCGUCUCCUGGCCAAGGGCAAAACAACGUGCCCCCUGUCCCUCACAGUCCGUUGUCUGUCGAGCAUGGGCUCAACGGAAAUCUUGUUGGCAGUCCCGAGAGUCAACGCACGGGCCGCACCACAGGGUCUUGGAACACGACGCCCCGCGGACGCCGCAGUCAAUCUCAGCUAUCAUUCCAUCGCGGUUCUGUCGGAAAGAGGUCGGGCACGCCCGCUGCGGAGUAUCUGCGCUGGACGGAACAUGAGAGCCCAUACAGCCCUGGAAAAUCAUUCGAGCACGUACCAGGGGGCGACGACGAUGACGAUCUCGACUUCGAACUCAACGACGACUCCCGUUCCGAUGGCGGCUUCGAGGGGCUGGAAAAUGUCCGAGCAUGCUGCGAUGGGCGGCAUACGGUCGGACGCUCCGGCGUCAUCCACCACCAUCACCAUCAUCACAACCACCAGAACGAUCGAUUGGACCCUGGCGUAGCCGAAGCGGCUCGUCCCAAAUCCCCGUCAGGAUGGUCAAUGCGGUCAGGGCGCUCGCGCGCGGGCAGCACAGACGGCAGGAGCCUCUUCUCACGCUUUGGUUCGAAACGAUCCACGAAGACGGUACCUGUUCCCGUUGGGAACGAGCGGUGA